Leptomonas pyrrhocoris is the source of this 2598-nucleotide messenger RNA. RefSeq names its product putative mitochondrial mitochondrial carrier protein. The transcript has a single exon. Gene Ontology annotation, biological process: folate import into mitochondrion; nucleotide transport. The record is from RefSeq and is a predicted model, not a curated record. The coding region runs from base 1561 to 2598 and encodes 345 amino acids. Gene Ontology annotation, molecular function: FAD transmembrane transporter activity; folic acid transmembrane transporter activity. NCBI's taxonomy places the organism in Eukaryota, Euglenozoa, Kinetoplastea, Trypanosomatida, Trypanosomatidae.
GGACGCGACGCGACAUCCAACAAGGGGAACGGAACACGACAAGCAGCGUUGACGCAUAACGAACCGAACGUGCAAAUGAAGCGACACUGCGGAAAACAAAACUGGUGAAUGGAAACGUUUUUUUGUUUUCUGCCUCUUCGUCAUCUCUGUCUUUCGUCGUUUCAGAGUUGUAGAACAGCAGUAGAUAUAUAUAUGUGCGGUUUUUCCUCUUUUCAACUGCUGCUUCACUUUUCGUUCUCUCUCCGUUGUUGUGUCAAGAUUUUUUUAAAGCCCGAAAACCACGCCGCACUUCGUCUAGUAAACCUAUUUCCUAUGUUCAUCUUUCGAAUGCAAGCCACAUCGUUUCCUGUAGCGAUUUCCCGUUCAUCUUUCCAUUCACGUAAGAUGGGGCCAGCAAAAAGCAAAAGAACCAAACAGUCAAAACCAAGCAAAACCAAUUUCCCCCCCACAUAGCAAACAAUCUCUCAAAAUCGGCUGCUUUGACUAGCGAGCUGUGAGUGACUGCGAAGAAUGGAAAGAGACGUGCCCCACGGCUACCCAAAUCAGCUUUGUAUGUGCACGCGUGUGUGAGUGUGUGCUGUCUUGUUCGUCCGGGUUAGUCGUGCCAGACUGAUUCAUACUUCUCAGGAUGGGCUCUCUGCGUUGCUGUCGCGGAAAGCUCGGCGAGAUUGAACUGGGCCCAAUGAAGCGGCAUUCAUUUGAUCCGACAAGAAUACAUUUUUUUGCCUCACUUCCUCUUUGUUUUCUCCCUUUUCCUCUUCGUAUGACUUUUUUUUUCGUGGGCAAUGCAAAUCGGCCAACGGGGCUUCAUCCAAUCCAACGUCCGUGUUGCCGUGAACCACUUCAGGGAACGUGUUUGUGCGUACGUACACGUGUUCGUCCCAGAACUAGCAAAAAAACCAAAACUAUUAUUGAUUGAAGUCAUUAUCUCGUUUCGUCCUCUUUUUUUUUUAACGUUAGUGAUCUCCUUGAAAAGAAAACAAUCUGCGGGCUCUCUUUGUUUCUCUUACAGUUUAAAAGAAAAAAAAUCAAUAGCUUAGGCUGAUAGCGGCAACGCUAGCUACAUUAUUGUCCUGUCUGCAAACCUGUAGUAAACAGCAUAUUUUUUUUCCCCAUUUAUAACCAUAUUUACGAACGACGAUCGGUUUUUUUCUCUUUAACCGCUUCUCGUCAUUACACUACUCUACAGGCCCUUCUUCUCUCUUUUGCCCAGGCGUCCAUCACAAUCAUACCUAUUUGCCAAACAAACCCAUGAUGGCAGCUCGCCUCGAGUUCGCCUCAUUUACUUUGUCUUGUUAAAUCACAAAAAUCUUUUUCCCUGUUUUACGGAGCGCUUCCGUUCGCUAGGUCAGGUUUCUCCCUCGCACUUUUCUGUUUUUCUUCUGCUCCCUCAUUAAAAGCACUUUCACAGCGACACAAAGCAACAGCACACACACAACCCCCCAAGUUUUUGAAUUCAGCGACAUCAUCUACUCGAAUACGCGACACAUUUGUCGUAGUUGUGUGUGUUAAAAAAAACAACCUCGUUCGCUUUCUCCCCUCCUUUUUUAUCACGUACAGAUGCCGUCCGCGUCUUCUUCGUCGCGUUCGUCGCUGCCCGUGCUGGCCAAGGGCGAGCAGCCGUGGAUGCACGGUGCAGCCGGCGUCCUGGGCGGCUCCGCUGCAAUGAUGCUGUUCUACCCGCUGGACUUCCUGCGCACCCGCAUGCACACACUACAUCAGGGCAGCCGCACCAUGCCGCUGCGCUCCGCCGGUGAAAUCGUCCGACAGGAGGGACUGCGUGGCAUGUACAAAGGUAUCGGCGUGUCGGUCGUGUCGCACAGCCUCGGCUGGGGACUCUACCUCCUCACUUUUCGCUCGGCCCAGCAGCAUGUGACGGAGCUGCUUGGCGACCGGCUGAGUAACUCGGUCCUUGAGGCCUCCGGACGCGAUUUCCUCAGUGCCUGCAUAGCGGCCACCAUUACCGGCACUGUCAUCACCCCGUUACACGUGCUCAAGACGCGCCGCCAGCUCUUCGACGGGCAGCGCAUGGUCAACGGAAAGCCGGCGCAGCCGCUGCCUUCUGGUCUGGGUGGUGUGCGUGCAAUCGUGCAGCGUGAGGGUUGGACUGCCAUGUUCCGCGGCCUCGGCCCUCAAAUCGUUCUCACGAGUAACACCACAAUCCAGGUGACGAUCUACGAGUGGUUCCGCCGAAACUGCUUUACCAACCACGAAGAUCCGUCGCCGCUGCAGGUGGCGCUGGCCUCCGCCUUUUCGAAAGCGGUGGCGUGCUGCGUCUUUAACCCGCUGGAGGUGGUGCGCACUCGGCUGCAGGACCAGCGCAACCACGGCAGCCGCGAGUACGCGAGUAUGUGGGUGGGGCUGCAGACCAUCUGGCGCAGCGAGGGCUUGCUGGGCAUGUAUCGCGGGCUGCCGGUGAACGUGGCGCGUGUGAUUCCGUCGACGGUGAUGGCGUUCGUGCUUUACGAGAAGUGCCUUUGGGCGAUUCGCACGACGAGUCAGGUCGCCAGGAGCUCUCUGCAGGGCACUUCAUGCAGCAACACGGGCGGCGUAGCCGACAACAACGGUGGCACCUCUGCGGAGCCGCAGUUUCAGUAG